AUGGGUAUCAACGACGACCUCAGCAUCGAUGGCCUAUACCUGCGAACGAAAGAUGGACGAGAGGAUGUCCACAAUUCUAUUUAUGAAGAGAUAGAGAAUAUGCCUGCCGGAAUUCCACGCCUACACCGGCCUACUGCUGUGAAGAACUUGUAUGAGAUCUUUAGGGAUCAGCGGGCUGGAUGGCCAGUUACGAAACGGGAGGAACUGAUUGAUGAAGACGAUUCUUCCUCUGAGGAUGAACAGGAAGAAUUGAAGGUUCCGAUUUCGAAUUCAGAAGUCGCAUCCGAGCAGGAUUCUGAGGAAUCUGCAUCGGAGGAAGAGGAGGCGGACAUUGAGAUUUCCGAGGAAGAUGAUGAACAAGAAGAAGACAAAGAAUCAUUCAACUUCCCAUUCAACUUCCAAUCCGAAUUCGUUCUCUACAACUGUCUCGUAACAAUCGUCAAAGCCAACGAGCCCAAAUCCCGCUGGCAAACCAAACUUUCUGCAUUCCUCGAGGAUCACCCUUUCCACUUCCAGCAAAGCCCUGACCUAAAUUGGAUCGAUAUGCGAUAUCUCCGAUUCUCAUGCCUCUGCAAAGCCCUCAACAGGAUUGACUGGCUCGAUUCCCCCCAUAGCAAUGUCUGGUGGAGCUGGGACACCUUUGACGAAGUGGAUCUGGAAUCCACCACGGGUCAGGCCCGACUGGGAUGUGACUGGGACUUUGGAAGAGCCGUGUGGAAGGGUUUUGAGGGGAAAUGGAAGAUUCUCAAGGGUCCUCAUGAUGGGCCUUUCAAUGUGGAUAUUGAAAAGUCUCCUUUGUUUACCAUUAUCAUUCGAGAUGGAGUUACAGGUUUGUCUGAUCCCAGUCGUACUUAA
Penicillium odoratum is the source of this 855-nucleotide messenger RNA. RefSeq lists its product as uncharacterized. Lineage: Eukaryota; Fungi; Ascomycota; Eurotiomycetes; Eurotiales; Aspergillaceae. The transcript has a single exon. The record is from RefSeq and is a predicted model, not a curated record. The coding region runs from base 1 to 855 and encodes 284 amino acids.